AGGGGGUUGUAUUGUGCUCCUAUUGUCUACACAGACGAAAUUCACUUCUUUUGCAAUCCUUUCGUCUCCUAUUGUCUUUACCCUCGAAUAACCCAAGUCUCCUUCAGUCAUGGCAUCUAUCAUUGUGCCAACGGACGAUAGCAAACAAUGCUCCCCUCUACCCAAAUACAUUCCUCUUCCUCCUCAGAACACACCUCAGAAAACCAAACGCCCCAAUCCUCAAGAAACUCUCAAGUCCAGCUUCUGAAUCCCAUCACAUUCACUACAACUACCACUUGACCAUCCAUUCUUCUACUCCAGUCAAUCACGGCCCAGCAUGUCCAUCACUCGCCGGCAACUCGAAGCGCUCAUGAACCAGCGCCUCACCCGGGCCGGUACGCGCAAUCUCAUUCAUACCUGGCAGCACGUCGUCGGACACCCCCUGAACUACCACCAGCGCCUAACAUUCCCGCACCCGGGACCGCGCCCCCGGCAAGCGCCGCCGCCGCCGCCGUUCUACUAUCAGGGGGUCGCGAACCACGUGCGCUACGAGGACCUGCCGAGUAUUGGUGAGCCGGCGAUGGAACUCGUGGGCGAGGUGACGCAUUAUGAGAGCUGGAAGGGUGGGGAUGUGUGGUAUUUGACGUGGGAGGAUGAGAAGGUUAGGCUUGGGGAGAGGAGGAGGGAGAAAGCGAAGAGGAAGAGGAAUUGGGGUGUGUGUUUUCUUUUUGCUUCUGCUUGUAUCUUUUUGUCUCUGUUCCCCUUUCUCUUCAUUCAUUUCUCUCUCUAUCUGACCCCUAUUCAUACCCCAUCUAGCGCAGACUCAUCCCUUCUAACCGUUGCACAGGUGUAGCAGGGAAGAAGAAAAGGAUUCACGCAUGGAAGAACAGGAAGGGCGCACCGCUGGCACGGGAUGCAAAUGGGAGGUUUGUCUGCAAAGGACCUUCUUAAUAGAG
Amorphotheca resinae ATCC 22711 is the source of this 935-nucleotide messenger RNA. RefSeq lists its product as hypothetical. The record is from RefSeq and is a predicted model, not a curated record. The transcript has a single exon. The coding region runs from base 317 to 832 and encodes 171 amino acids. Lineage: Eukaryota; Fungi; Ascomycota; Leotiomycetes; Helotiales; Amorphothecaceae.